This is a messenger RNA of Melitaea cinxia (Glanville fritillary), 1446 nucleotides long. Its product is annotated as ionotropic receptor 75a-like. The transcript has 11 exons. The record is from RefSeq and is a predicted model, not a curated record. NCBI's taxonomy places the organism in Eukaryota, Metazoa, Arthropoda, Insecta, Lepidoptera, Nymphalidae.
AUGUUGUAGGCAUCAAAAAAUUCACUUUUCGACGCAACUCAUAAAUGGUUGGUUAUUAAUAAUGAUAUAGAAAUCAAUGAUGAUUCAUCUGCAGUAGAUAAUACAGAUGGAAAUCUUGAAAACUUUAGUGAGGAUGAAGCGGAAGACUAUAUGUCAAACUUUGAUAACACAAUAAUUAAACCCCUAAGCAAUGUCAACUUGAGUAUUGACGCUGAUAUAACAAUUACUGUUACCAAAGAUCGGAGAUAUGAUCUAUACGAAGUAUUCAAUUUCGGUAAAAUUCGUGGAGGCAAAUUUAUAAUACAGAAAAUCGGUAAUUGGGAUGCAGAGAAAGGUUUGAACAUUACAAAGAUUUUUAAGUAUUAUCGGAGAUGGGAUUUCCAGCAAAUGACCCUCAAAAUGAUUGUAACUGUGAAUACUCUGGGAAAGCCAUUUGACCCAGAGAUGAUAAUGGGUAGGGUUCCCGCACCAGGAGUUCCAGUUAUAACCCAAACUGGCGCCCAGGUGUUGCAGGAAGUGGCAUCGUUGCACAAUAUUAGAUAUAACUACACUAUUGUUGACCGAUGGGUUGGUGACUAUCAAAGAGACCAUCUGUAUGUUAUCACAAAUGGUCUGUAUUUCCGUGAACACGACAUCACCCCGGUGCUGCGGUUUCUACGAGGUCAUUUCUCGAGAUACGACGUUCUCUUCCCAUCUGUCACCUUCAUUGAAACAAGAUACUACUACAAAAUUCCAUCCUAUGGUAUUGGAAAGUUCGAGAAUCAGUUCUUACGACCAUUGUCCACCGCUGCUUGGUGGUGUGUGGUGGCGAUAGCUAUACUAUGUGGUAUUGUGUUAAUGCUGUCAGCGAUUGUUGAAAGACGUUCAAUAACUAUUGACUUUGCAUUCUUCUCGGUUUUAGCCUUAAUUUGCCAACAGUUUUUUGAAGAAUUCGAAGACAUGAGACGUAUAUCAUCAGCCAGGAAAUUAACAAUAUUUGUUACCGGGCUAUCAUGUCUUCUUAUCUACAAUUACUACACCAGCAGCGUUGUCAGCUGGCUCCUCAAUGGUCCACCACCUUCGAUCAACUCUUUACACGAGCUCCUGGACAGUCCACUUGAACCAGUUUUCCAAGACACUGGAUACUCAUAUUCUUGGUUACAGUUGCCGGAUUAUUAUUAUAAUAAAAAGAAUACGAAGGCUGAAGACGAGUUGAAGAAAAGAUUAUUAAAUAUGAAGAAAAAAGGAAAAAAUAUUUUUAAAUCUGUUAAUGACGGUAUAGAUUUAGUGAGACGAGGAGGCUACGUGUAUCAUACUGACACGAAUGGUGCGAACAAGCGAAUAUCAGAAACGUUUACACAGAAGGAGCUCUGUGACUUAGAUUCUUUGAAAUCUAUGCCAAAGUACUUGCUAUACCCGUGCGUGCAGAAGAACAGCCCAUAUAGACAAUUUUAUAUUUGGAGGUAG